Symbiodinium sp. CCMP2456 is the source of this 750-nucleotide messenger RNA. The record is from the annotation of a GenBank genome assembly. Lineage: Eukaryota; Dinophyceae; Suessiales; Symbiodiniaceae.
AUGUCCGGGAAUGCAUACCUUCCCGCAAUGAAGGUCAUGGCAAGCUCGUUGAAGGCCUCACGCAGUCGUAGCAAGCUGUUGGUGAUGCUUGUGACGUUACCAACACCGGAAUUAGAGGCACUCGCCGAAUGCCUCGACUUCUACAUGGUGAUAGUGCCGGUCCUCUCAAACCCGGAGCUGACGAAAGCGUCUUGGGCGGGCACGUACACGAAACUCUCAGCUUUCAGGCUGAAGGCGAAGCGCAUUGUCUAUCUGGAUCUCGACACGGUUGUGCUGCGGAAUCCAGAUGAAUUAUUUUCCGUUGCGCUCGACUUUGGUUUCAAUGCAGCUCCAGAUGUGGGAAAGGACUGGCAAAUGAACGCUGGAGUGUUCGUGGUGGAGCCAACAGAAUUCCUGUACAGAGACAUCAUAUCCUUUGCUCAAGCCACGCCCAUCAUACCCAAGCCGUGGUAUGACGGAGGUGACCAGGGCUUGCUGAGCUACUACUUUCGAAACAAGUGGAGCAAGGCCACAGCUUUGCCAGAGAGAUUCGACACCGAGAAGUACGCGGAAGGGAUUCGCAAGAAUAUCGAUAUCGACUCCAAAGUGAUCGUCCACCUUUGCGGAUCUCGAAAGCCGUGGGACCUUACAGAAGCGGACAGGAAGCAAGUGACGGAAUACUGGCCGCAGUCCUACGCGGCCUGGUGGCGAGCAGAAGCAGAUUUUAAGCAACGAUACGUGGGAAAAUGCCCGCGGCAACUCGUGCAAUGA